AUGGGGGCCUCGCGUGUCCGAAAGCAGCUGUUGCUGCUGGGCGCCUUGGGUUUGUGUUGCUGCAGCAGCAGCAGCAGUGUUGCCGCCGGGGAGUUGAGAAGCGGGUCCGUAGAUGUAGGAGCAGUCAGUGCAGCAGCAGAGUCUGCAGCAGCAGCCGCUGCAGCAGACACAGAAACACCAGCAGCAGCAGCAGCAGCAGCAGCAGCAGCAGCAGCAGGAGAGGUAUCUGAUCGGCAUCUUCGUCAGGUCAUAGAAGACUUCGAUAUGCACGAGGGUUUAGUGAGGGCCCUGGGGCCCCUUGCCCCCCUGGAGGUCCCUGACUGGAGCGAGGGUUUACUGGAGCAAGACCGCGGCCAAAACAGCAGCAGCAGCAGCAGCAGCAGCAGCAGCGGGACUCGGGUUCACUUCAUGGGCCCCUUUCCCCCCAAUAGACCCUGGGCCCCCGUAUACUUCUCUGGCUACGGCCAGCACUACCCCAUGGGGCCCCUCCUCCUCUCCUGCAUCACUCAGUCAGGCGGACGAGCGACCUGCAACGCAGAGAAUUGCUUGGGGUGUAUGGGGCUCCCCACAGCCUCUUACGACCCCCUGAAGACAGAGACACGGCUGGAGACAGGAGUGAAUGAGACACAGGGGGGAGAAGCAGCAGCAGAUGGAAACCAAAAUGCUGCUGCUGCUGAUGCUGCUGCUGCAGCAGAAGAAGAAGAUAGCUGGAAUGCUGCUGCUGCUGCACCCUUUAAUCCUGUCACACCAGAAGAGCUGUUUACUCUCUUACCCAAACUCAAACAACAAAUCGGAGGGGACCCAGAUGAUUUGACUCUGUUUGAAUCUAUGCUGAAGACCUCCAGCAUCCAGCAGCUGGUGCCGUGCCCCCUCACCUUUUUCGCUGUCACCGACGACAAAGCGAGAGACUUUCAGGGGGGGAGGCCCCCCCCCUGUCUAGCCAAGGCCAUAGCCAGGCCAGAGAACCAAAGAAAUGUACUCAAACUCGUCGGGCAUUGA
This is a messenger RNA of Eimeria mitis, 999 nucleotides long. RefSeq lists its product as uncharacterized. The record is from RefSeq and is a predicted model, not a curated record. The transcript has 4 exons. Lineage: Eukaryota; Apicomplexa; Conoidasida; Eucoccidiorida; Eimeriidae. The coding region runs from base 1 to 999 and encodes 332 amino acids.